This is a messenger RNA of Lathyrus oleraceus (garden pea), 534 nucleotides long. RefSeq lists its product as uncharacterized. Bases 1 to 534 code for a protein of 177 amino acids. Lineage: Eukaryota; Viridiplantae; Streptophyta; Magnoliopsida; Fabales; Fabaceae. The transcript has a single exon. The record is from RefSeq and is a predicted model, not a curated record.
AUGGGUACGACACACUCUUUUUUUUCUCUUGAGUGUGCUGAGAGGUUGGGUUUGAAAUUGUCUUAUAUGGUUGGGAGUAUGAUUGUUGAUACCCCAACUUUGGAUUCGGUAACCACUUUGUGGGUUUUUUUGAAUUGUCCACUCACUAGUUAUAGUAGGAAUUUUGGGAUGGAUUUAGUAUGUCUACCUUUAAGAAACCUCGAUGUUAUCCUUGAAAUGAACUGGUUAGAGUUCAACUUAGUUCAUAUCAAUUGGUACGACAAGACUGUGUCAUUUCCAGAGUUUGAUGCAAGUGAUGAGUUAUUUGUGUCUCCUAAGCAAGUGGAUUGGGUUCUUAAAGUGUUUAUGAUAUUAGAUUUUAUGAAGGCUCAAAAUGAAGCUAUGAUUGGUGAGUUAACAGUGGUGUGCGAGUUUCCGGAAGUGUUUCUAAACGAUAUCAGUGAUUUUUUGUCGGAGCAUGAGGUGGAGUUUUCUAUAGAAUUACUACUUGGUACUAGUCCUGUGUUGAUGAUCCUUAUAGGAUGUAUGAUUUAG